Messenger RNA from Ruditapes philippinarum (Manila clam), 3470 nucleotides. RefSeq lists its product as uncharacterized. The coding region runs from base 387 to 3251 and encodes 954 amino acids. The record is from RefSeq and is a predicted model, not a curated record. The transcript is spliced from 4 exons. Lineage: Eukaryota; Metazoa; Mollusca; Bivalvia; Venerida; Veneridae.
GAACAGACUUCAAUGGGAUAAUCAGCAUUAUUCUGAAUUACAAAGACUUCCAGGGGAAAUUACAUGAUAACCUUAAUAAUAAAACGAACGUUUUUGAAAAGGCAAGAGCAAUUGGACGAGAUGUGCGACAUUCUUCUACACUAGAGGUAGAAGAUUCAGAUCUUCAGAAAUACUUCAAACUUUUACAGCAACUACUUUCUGAUCCCGUAUAUUUAGCUACAGACACGCAUGCGCAGAAUGCUUUACAGAAACUUACAAAGCUAGAAAAUGACACUCUAGUCAUUGGCAAAGAUGAUGUAAGAAAAGUACUAGACGAUGUGGCCAAAACAGUACUGGACAAGAUAAAGGCUGGUUUAGAUGAUCAAUAUGACAGAAUUAAACUAGAUAUGAUCAAAAGAAAACAAGAUGAUAUUCUAUAUCUUGCGUCAGAAACUGCAGAGGGAGUUUCACAGAUACAACAUGAAACUGAUGCUUCUGUAAAAAGACUGAAUGAAGAACGGGACAAGGAAGUUGAUAAAAUUCAUACACAAGGAGAUAAAGAACGGUCAGACAUGGCUGAAUUAGGAGAGAAAUUACAAAAAGCUAUGAAGACAGCAAGUAAAAACGAGCAGGAAGAGCAAUAUAUUGAGUCUAAACAAAAACUGAAGAAUGAACUAAUUACAUGGUAUAAAACCAAUCAGAGUACAGUUCCCCUUUCACCACUCACAGAUGCUGCCCCUACCCCUCUAGCCGGAUUCUACAUUAUGCCAGAAAUUGACAUACAGACUUAUCAGGCUUGUGGAGGGAAAGAAACAACUAGAGUCAAGUCGUUACAGGACCUGUUUAUAUCGGGUAGAAAGAUUUCACAGGAAAUAUACUUAUCAGCGGUCGCUGGAUUUGGAAAAACAGCAUUUUCAAAAUAUCUCGCAUUGACGUGGUGUCAAGCUCAUCAAAAGGAUGAAAAUUAUAAGCAUUUUAAAGAAGAAGAGUUGAAGGCGUUAUCUUGCUUUGAGUUUUUAUUUCUAGUGCUUUUGAGAGAUUCAGCUAAAGUAUGUGAUGUUGACGACAUGAUUGAAGAACAACUCAUACAAAAUCUCCCUUGCUCAUCUUCAAUGCCAAAAGGUCUUUUAAAGGACAUUCUACAUGAUGAAAAAUGUCUUGUGAUAUUAGAUGGACUAGAUGAAUGGACUCAUCCUGACAUCGAUUGUUCAAGACUUCCUAAAAGUAUUCCACACCGAUAUGCACGUGAAAAAUGUGUAAUCUUAACAACGAGUCGGCCAUGGAAGCUUGGAAUGUCAGACUUGAAUCAAAAAGGCAAAACAGUAGAGCUAGUUAAAUUAAAUAUAGACAAAGUCAGGCAGUUUAAGUUUAAUGCAAUGAAAAUGUUGAAUAAGAACUUUAAAGAUAGUGAACUGAAGAAUGAAGUGUGUAGAUUUGAAGAAGCAAUCAGUGACCAUGACCUUGAAUAUAUUGAUUCCACCCCUCUCCUAUUACUCUAUCUUAUAUGUUUAUGGGUUGAAAAAAUUCCAAUAGGAAAUUCAGCAAUCGAAUUAUAUACAGGCAUUAUUCAGCUCCUUCUAUCUAGAACAGAAAAGUUACAUGGAAUGUUUCAUUCAUCAUGUGAAAAAUCUCCGAGUAACGUCCCUGAAUGUUUCAGAAAACAUAAACAUUUCUGUAGUUACUACACGUUUCUGUUGACCAUUGGGAAACUAGCUUUUUAUACAUUGUUCAGUAAGAAAAAAGAGCACACAUUAGUAUUUGAUGAAAAUAUGGCUGAAAAAUAUCUUAACCAAGAAGAUUUGAAAUCAAGCUGUCUAUCAGGAAUAUUAUCAGAAAGUAAAGUGAAAACAUUAAUAAAUGAAAGUUCUAAAAUCUCAUUUUCACAUAAAACAAUGCAAGAAUACUUUUCAGCAAUAUUUAUAAGUUUUCAAAAUACAUGUGAAGUCCAGAAAAUCCUAUAUGAAGAGUGCCACUGUUUACAAAAUAUUCUAGACAUGUCAAAAGUGUUUGUCUUCAUCAGUAACAUGAACCCUAAAUUAAUGUCUGCAAUAUCAAGUCAUUUAAUGCCUGUGAUAAACAAUGAUGAAAUAACAAGCAAAUACAGAACUUGGACAUAUGGUAAUAACAUGUACAUUAAGCCAUUACAAGACAUACAAGACAUGUACAUUUCUUGUGCAAUAGAUGGAAAGGAAAACAAAGACCUCAAAUUGUGUUUACAAGAUUUCUUCAUUAAUGAAAACUGUCUACAAGAAAACAACUUUAAACAAUUACAACAGCUGUGUCAACAAAAUACAGAAAACAUAAAAUCAAUACUGAUAGUAAAUGAAGGUAUUUGUAGUCUACAAGAAAUUAUCAAUUUGUUUACACUCUCUGACCUUCCACAUAUAGAGAAAUACUAUAGAGGGGAAAUUGUAGAAGAGGAAAUAAUGAGCUUGUUAUUGAACCCUUUAAAAUGUUUAACUGUGUUUUCAAGUAAAUGGGAAAAUCAUAAAUUUGUAGGAAGACGUUACCCGCUGUCUGCUGAGAUAAAUGGACGACUGGUAACAUUACAACAUCUGGAGUGUUUAUAUAUAGACUGUUUCACUAUGACCCACGAGGUAAUGGAGACAUUGUUAAAUUUCCUCACUAGUAAAAAAUCAAUGAAAGAAAUAAAAUUGUACAGUUUAUACUGUAGUGAUCAUAAAACUUCAUGUACGGGAUUCAACCUUGACCUUUCUCAACAUUCACAACUAAGUCAUUUAAGAUUGUCCAAGAUACCUGUGUCACAAUUAAACAUUGAUGUAUCGUUGUUUGAAGAAUGUGGUGUAGGUGAAUUAUAUAAACCUGGUGUUGUGUCAUCUUAUCUCAGUCAACUACCAGCAGCCAGUAAACUACAAUCAUUUAAAUGUAGAUCUCUAGAAUCUUCCAGUGACAUAGACACGAUGGUACAAACAUUACCAUUGUUACAUCUUUUAAAAGAUGUUAGGUUGUCUAAAAUCAAUCUAGGUGAAAGAUCAUUAAAACUGUCACCUCAAAUGAUAAAUAUUAAACUUGUUUACUUGUCGUGUAUAACAAUGUCUUGUUCAGUGUUACAUGAUCUCAUUACUGUUAUAAACAAACUACCACAUACAGUGACAGUACAGAUGUUUGGUUGUGAUAUAAAACCAGAAACAGAAUUUGAAAAGUUUAAAACAUUUAUAAAACAAUCAGACAAUUUUGUGGUCACCAGUGAUGGCACCUUGAGGUCAGGAAGGUACGUGUUUGUGUUCAAAACAACAACAAACUUGAAGUAAAAUGUACUGAGUAACCUUAAAUGAACUUGGAGAAACAAUUUAUAAAUAUAUUUUGAGACAAGUGACAGGUGAAAUAGACAUCAUUAUUAUGUGUCUAACAUUUAAUCAAUACUACGCUGUACGUAACCCGUGUAAGACGGAUUUAAUAAUUUCAAAAAGGGAAUAUAAAUGGAAACUGAGGAAAAGUCUUCUGUAAAUAUUUCAUAGGUUUCUGGGCAU